UUUUGCGCAGGAUGGAAUGAUGCAUAUACACAAGUAAAAGUUAGCUAACCAGCUGGAAAUCCAACCUCAUGAGAGCGAAACAUGACUGAAAAUCAGGAGUUUAACGAGCCUUUACACGACAGUAAGGCUGCAUACGUACUUAGCAAUGUUGCUGAAGUGGUUGAGAGAAUCUUGACUUUUGUACCGACAAAAUCGCUGUUCCGGAUUGCGAGUGUGUGCAGGUUGUGGAGGAACUGCGCUCGCAGAGUCCUCAGGACUCAGCAGCAGCUGGCAUGGGUGUCGGUCUGUGGACCUUCCACCACAGAGGCUCAUUCCCUCUGCAGCUCCCUGUCUGAAGAGGUGGAGAAAGUCUUUCUCCUCCCCAAAACAGUUCUGGCUAUGGUGGAUUCUGCUACACUUAAUGAGCAAGUUUAUUGUUACAGACAAAACAAAGCAAAAAGAAGUCGCCAAAGUCCAGACACGGUCCACGAGUUGAACCUGCUUUUCCCCAAAGGCUGUGACGUCCUCGGUAUUACUACACCCGGCAUAGUCUUGACUCCUACUGGCUCUUGCUCCGGCUCUCCUCAGGAGUACCAAGAUGGAGAGGCUGGCUUUGCAGUCAUGUUCCCCAGCACAGAGGGCGUAAACAUCAAGCCCUUCCAUUUUUGCAAGAAGACCAUCUCCCCGACGGCCCUUAAAGAUGCAGGAUUAGUUGAUAACUCAGAGCUGCGUGUAGUGCUGAUAUUUUUUUACGAAGUCUAUAAAACUGGAGGAGCUCGUUUUCUGAAUCAAGUUCUGGAGCCGCUGGCCAAGACCAAGGCUCUGAUCGCAGGAGGGAUUGUGGAAGGUGUGUUCUCUCCUCCCAGACACUGCUGCAGCGAUGGUGCAUACGGCGCAGUGGGACUGGCCCUGAGUGGCCCUAAAGUCCAGGGAGCGUCUGUGCUUCUGGACCAAGAUGUGAGCUGCCCAAAGACCGCGGAAGCCACUAUCCGGCGUCUAAGCGCAGCCAAGAUGCCAGAGAAAAAUACCCUGGGGUUAAUGUUUGCUUGUGUUGGGAGAGGCCAAAACUACUACAAAAAUCAGCCUAACGUGGAGGCAGACGCUUUUCGCAAAGUCUUCCCCAAGACGCCGCUCUUCGGCCUUUUCGGCAACGGAGAGAUCGGCUGCGAUCGCAUCAUUAAAGAUGAUUACACGCUUUGCGACACAGACAUGGACACCCUCCAGCACGAGUACACCACGGUCAUGACCCUUGUCCAUCUGGGCUGAAAGCUUUGCAGUGGUCAAUAGAUCCGCUAAAAGUUGAAAGUUUGCAGAAGAAAUUUAACGACAUGCAUACUAAUAAUGGAGGAUUUUGAACCUUCAAAGCCGAGAAGUUCCCCUUUGGAGGUUUAAAAACAGAUUUUCUGGAGUGUAAAAUACUGUUUGAUAUUUUAAUUUUUUUUAGCAAUAUAUCAGACAUUCAGCGUGCAUUGACAGGACUCCCUUUUCCUUAAAGGUGAGUUUAUGUGUUGCCGUAUUUCUCAAGCAUGUGUAAAGGUUAUUGAUUCUUCAAAGGCACUUUUAUUGUAAGUAAAAGAAACGAGUAACAGGGUAAACGUAUGCAUCUUUUACAUUAAACAGUUUUCCCACAUCUACCCUUUUAAGGGUGUGUAGGUAAACCAUCCAGAAUGUACCCAGUAUUGUGUGACCACAGGGAUAGGCCCCAGCCCCAUGGAAACAUUUAAGAGGGGAAUGUAUAUCAAAUGCAUUUUAUACAUUUAUGCUCCCAAUAAAAGAUGUCAAGCCAACUGAUUAGAAUUCAUGGUUUCGGUUGCAGGAUUGCAGGGGGAAGCUUUCCAGUGUGCUCUGUCCACAUUCCAGAUAAUAAUUUGCUGCUUAUAUUUAUAAAUGCUUGGGCUUUUUUUCAUGUUGCUGUUGAUAAUAAACAGUUUUGGUUCAGAAAA
Messenger RNA from Oryzias latipes (Japanese medaka), 1922 nucleotides. RefSeq names its product F-box protein 22 (gene fbxo22). NCBI's taxonomy places the organism in Eukaryota, Metazoa, Chordata, Actinopteri, Beloniformes, Adrianichthyidae. Gene Ontology annotation, molecular function: protein binding. The record is from RefSeq and is a predicted model, not a curated record. Gene Ontology annotation, biological process: positive regulation of proteasomal ubiquitin-dependent protein catabolic process; protein polyubiquitination; regulation of skeletal muscle fiber development.